AUGGCUGAAAAUAUAAUAAUUGAUAAGGUUGUUGGUGAAAGUGGAGCUUCUAAUUCAAAUGCAAUAGGUCAAAGUCAAUUUGUUGAGUCCCAAGUAAAGAAAGGAAGGAAAAAAAGAUCUCGUGCGUGGGAUCAUUUUUCUCGUAAAACUGAUUCUGAUGGAAGUGAAAAAGGUGUUUGCAACUACUGUAAGAAAGAGUAUUUUGCUGACACAAAAGAACAUGGUAUGACGUCAAUGCUUACUCAUAUUGCCAAAUGCCCAAAGAUGCCUUAUAAUAUUGAUAUUAAACAAUCAAAAUUAGCAUUUCAACCAAUAAUAGGGAGUAACAAGGGUGAUGUAGUUGUUGUUCCAUGGGAAUUUGACCAGGAAAAGUGUAGAAAGGCCUUGUGUCGUAUGGUAAUUAUUGAUGAACUUCCUUUCAGAUUUGUUGAAAAGGAAGUUGAUAAUGUUGGUUCAAAUAGUGUGGCAAUAACUGAGUUGUCUAAGCAACUAACUAAAUGGGGGACCAACCUAAUGGGUGGUAGUCACCUUCAUAUAAGGUGUAUGGCUCAUAUUGUAAAUCUUAUUGUUCAAGACGGUACAAAAGAAGCAAAUGUGUGUAUUGAACGGGUUAGGCAGGCAGUAAGAUACAUCAGACAAUUUCCUGCUAGGUGGAAAAAGUUUCAAGAAUGUGGUGAAGAUGAAAAUCUUGCUAAAAAGUCUUUAUGCUUGGAUGUUCCUACAAAGUGGAAUUCCACCUACAUGAUGUUGAAUCGGGUUAUUGAAUAUGAAGGUACACUUUUGAGUAGUGAUUGGGAGGGCGUAAAGAGAAUUACAAAAUUUCUUGAAAUGUUUUUCAAUCUUACUUUGAAGAUAUCUGGAUCACGAUAUGUUACAUCAAAUCUGCAUUUUCUUGAAAUUUGUGAAGUUGGUGUUUACUUGAAUCAAUUGAUAUCAAAUGAAGAUCAUGUUUUGGCUAAAAUGGCAGAAAAUAUGAAGGAGAAAUUUGACAAAUAUUGGGGUGAUACUGAAAAAAUGAAUAAGAUGGUUUUUAUACCAUGUGUUUUGGAUCCUCGUCACAAAUUUAGCACUCUUGGCUUUGCACUUAAGAAGAUGUUUGGAGAAAAGGGGGCUGCUGUAGAAAUUAGUGUGCGAACGUACAUGGAAUCUUUGUUUAAUGAGUAUACAAAGCAUAUUUCAAAUGAUAAAAAUGGCCAAUGUUCUUCAACUGAGGUGGAUACUUCUGAUUCAAGCUCUGUAGGAGGCUUGGGAAAUUUUUUUGAGGAAUUACGAAAACAUACAUAUCAAAGGGGAGGAGCAAGUUCAAAGUCAGAAUUAGUUAAAUAUCUUGAUGAAGAAAUUGAAGUUGGAAAAUCAGAUUUUGAUGUAUUGCUUUGGUGGAAUUAA
Messenger RNA from Solanum stenotomum, 1386 nucleotides. RefSeq names its product zinc finger BED domain-containing protein RICESLEEPER 1-like. The transcript is spliced from 3 exons. NCBI's taxonomy places the organism in Eukaryota, Viridiplantae, Streptophyta, Magnoliopsida, Solanales, Solanaceae. The record is from RefSeq and is a predicted model, not a curated record. Gene Ontology annotation, molecular function: DNA binding. Bases 1 to 1386 code for a protein of 461 amino acids.